AUGGUGGCAGGCCCCGGCCGCCCGCGCGGGUCCUGCGCCGGAGGCCAGGGGCGGAAAGGCGGCCGCCCGGCGGUCCGGCGGGUUUCAAGCGCCCAGCGCAGCGCGGAUUGGACGAGGCGGGCGGCAAAUGGGAGGCGGGCAGAGGGGCGCUCCGAGCGGCCAGGGCGCGCGCCUCUGCUCGGCGGCGCGCGCUCCCGGGGCCCGGCCGCUCGCGCGUCGCCAGCCUCGUUAUUUAGGUCAAUCGGGGAGCACCGCAAAAGGCAGGCGGGGGGAGGGGAGGGGCUCGCCGGCUGCCACUCGGGGCCAGAGGAGGCCGGCCCCAUCCCCGCCCGCCCAUUGGUCCUCCUGGAGCCGAGGACGGGCCGGCCCACCAAUGGCAGCCUCCGCCGUGGAAAGAGGCCGGCGACGAGAAGGGGGCCCUGGGCUGCUCCCCGUGGACGAGCUCCCCUCCCCCCGCCGUCGGAACCCCCCCCCCUCACUGCCGGGCAUCGCCCGCGUCCGCCUCCAGCGCCCGGGCCGGCAGCCCGGGGGGGGGAGGGGGGCGGGAGGCUGCUGGGGGCUGCCCCGCGCUGGCCGGAGGGGCCGCGGGAGGGGAGGGGAGGGGAGGGGGCAUCCGCGCGGCCUCCCAGCCGGCGCCGCCGCCGGUCGCGUGAGUGGCCGAGGGGCGCCGUCGGGGAGCCGUCGGGAGGGUGCGCCGCUGCCUCGCCGGCUGUAACCCCGGGGCUGGCCGGGACCAGCCAGAGAGGAGCCCAGGAGCCUGGGCAGCGUUCGGCCCCCAGUCCGGCCGGCUCCCGCCGGAGAGCCGGAGAGGAGCCCGCCCCGCCUCCCCAGGGAAACUCGCCGGGGCGGCCCCCGGCCGGGAGUCCUGCGCCAGGGGGGCAGCAGUCGCCAGGCCGCCGGAGAGAAGAAGCCUUCCGGCUCCGGACGGGCAGCGCGGCCGGGGAGGUCAGGGCCCUGCCCCAAAGAGCAGCUCUGGGGGAGCGGCGCCGGGCUGGGGGCCCCCUCCGCUCUGCCCCCGCCUGCCUCGCUGCCCAGCCCAGCGCAGAGGGGCCCGCCGCCGCCGCCGCCGCCGCCCCGACAGCCAAACGCGCCUCCCCGCGCAGCCCGAAGCGCCCCACGUCCAGCAGGCCGGCCAGCAGGCGCCCUCGGGCAGAGGCGGCGGCGGCGGCGGCGCCAGGGCGGGCGGCUGAGCAGGGCCGGGCCGUCGUGCCCCCGGCCGGCUUCUCGCCCACGAAGGGGCCCCGGACACGCACGAGCCAAGGCCGGAGAGCGCCGCGGCCCGGGCCAGGCUGGGCGGGGGCCGCUCCCGGGGCCGGCGACGGCUCCCCCUCGGGUCCGCCCUCGAGGAAGGGCCCGCGGAUGGCAUGCGGGGUCGCCUCACGCCUGCGCCACCCCCACCCGGAAACAUUUGUGAAUUGUUCCAGACAGAGUUCGUUCAAGAACUGGAAAGAGGACAGCAAAAGAAACGGAGACGCCCACCGGCGCGCCUCUGGCCAGGGAACCGCGCUCGACACCUCGGCCUUCCAGCCAUUCGGGUCCACCGACCUCGACUUCCAGCUUUCCACCCCAACGAGCACGCCUGAGGUUGCUGCCCGGACCCCGAUCCGCAGCCCGCGCCCCCAGACCCGCCCCAGAGACCCCGCAAGCGCCGCGGGACGCAGCCGGACGCCUCCCCGCCCGUCCUCCCUGCCCUUCUGGGACGAGGGGACCAGGAAGGCAGGAAGGCAGCGAGAGGGAGAGACACCGAGAAAGACAGAGAGAGACACCUUGAGGACUUCCCGUUCGCCGCGCUGGAGGUGUCUUGCAGGGCACCUGACUCUCCGGAGCGCCGCGGGGCUGGCCUCAGCUGGGUGCCCCCAGCGGGAGAUUCGGGCAAGGAGGACCUCCCGGCUGCUUCUGGCCCCACGGCUCUCGUGCCCGAGCAUCGCCCCGGCCGGCGGCCUGCCGUCCGUUGAGGACCGCGGCCUCCACCAGAGCGGGCCCGGCAGGGCCAGGCACCCCCGCCCCGCCCCGCCCGACUCGCCGGGGGUUUGGGUUCGGUGGCUGCUUUGGGUGUGGAGGGAAUUUGUAAAAGAAAAACCGCGCCGUUUGAAUGCUCCCCUGAUGUUUGCGCCUGGCGGGGGCCCGCAAAACCACGCCGCUCCGCAGAGGAUGAACCCCGAGCCCGGCCGCUGGACUUCGGCUUCUGGGAUUGCUCCGCAGCUGUCCGUGGACGAGCCCCUGAAGGGGGAGCCAGAGAGUGCCCACCACAACCCGAUCAGCUUGGUCAAUCCUCCUGUUCUCCCAGAGAUGGGCGCAGAAGCCAGUCUUCCCUCUAAUGUGGAGAACAAGCAGGAGGUGGUAUGUCAGAUCAAUCACUCCCUGGCCUCCUCCAGUUAUGCUUUAGUAAUGCUAAUGGCCUCCCUGGCCAGAGAUGAUGAGAUGUGCACAGCGCCCUGCACCCACAGGAGGACUCCUGGACCCCGUGGACAGGUUUUCCAGUCUUUGUUUAUUGAGAAUAUUCCUAUUCCGCUGCUUCAGAGUCCUUCAGAGUGUGAAGAUAUUCUGCUGGGAAUCGCUGCCGCCCUCCUCUUCGGGCCUCCUACAGUUACUCACGGGAAGCUGAGUUCUGCUGAUGUCCCUUGUCAAACCGGGACCCUUCCGGAAGCCACCUUGACCCUGAACUCCCGGCCUCUCCUGGGACCCUCCCACCCGCCUCCCUCGAGGCCCAGAGCUGCCAGCAGGCUGCAGGUGAACGGGGGGGGGGGGCGGCAGGCAUGCGACGGCGCCCCCUCCCCGGCAGUGCGUGCCCCCCUUGGUCGGCCCUCUGGCCCAGCGACGGCCAGCCCGCCCCGCCCGAGGCUUUCGGCCGCCCGGCUGCGCUCCCGGAGGGAGAGAAGCGCGCGAUGCCCGUCGGGGGCCGCUCUCCUGCGCUCCUUCCCCGGCGGCUCUGCUCGGCUCUUCGGCCUCUCCCCGGAGCUCCUCUGGCGGCCGCAGCCCGGGGACCCCUUCGGACGCCCCGGAGACUUCCCGGGCCAUCCCGUCGCCUGCUGUGCCGCAGCCCUGGCGGGGGAGCCAUCCGAGGCUCCCCCCCCCCCAGGAGAAGGCCCCCAUCCGAGGGCCGCCAAGCCGCGCAGGCGUCCGCUUGCUGGUGCUGCCGUGCCUGACCCGGGCGGGAGGGUCUCUGCCCCGAGGGCCACCGGGGCCGGGCGGACCCCCGUGCUUGCUUGCUUGCCCGCCCCCCGGCCUGCUCUCCCAGCGAGGGCCCCCCAGGGGGCGAGGGGGCCUCCCUCGAGGGGGCGCGGCCGGCGGCGGCCGGAGGGAGUGGCCCGGGGGGAGAGGGGGGAGCGGCCUGCCCUCGGGCCCCGCCGCCCGCCGCCCCCUUUCCUGCAGCGGGCUGCCUGGGGGCCCGAGGGGAAGGGGUCGGAGGGGCUCUCUGGGCCGGGAGGCUGGGGCCAGGGCCUCCCCUGCUUCUCACGCCCCCCCCCCGGAGUGGCAGCGGGGCAGGCCAGCGGCCCCCGCUGCCCCCCACGGGCUCCUGGGCCGACUUGGGGGGGGGACGGGCUCGGAGGUCCCUCUGCCCGUCCCGCUGUCGUCGAGCGCGGGUCGGCUCGGCGAUCCUGUGCCUCUGGAGGGGCGGGUGCGCGCCAGAGAGCUCCGCAGUCCCCAAGCCGAGGAGGGCGCAGGGCCCCGGAAAAGGCCAGCGGGCCCCCGGCUACUUUCUGCGGCCGGCCAGGACUGGGAGCCCAGCCCAGAAGGCUACCCCUCGCCCUUGGGCCCCAGCCGCCGUUUAGUGGCUACUUCGAGGACGUUUCAGAGUGGAUGGUUUUCUUCGGCCAUCUUUCCCCGGGAAAACCAACCACUUGGGCGGCUGUAGGCAGGAGGGUCGGCGAACCCGCCCCGUCGGCUCAGCCUUUCCCCGCCGGCCUUUGGCGGCGCUCCCCGGGGGGGCCGGGUCGCGCCCGCGCCGGCUGGUCCUGGGGGGCCCCCGGACUCUCCUUCGCCGGCCGCUACGAACUGGCCUCGGGAGAGCCGUCCAGGAGCGCCUCCGAAGAGGGGGUCUAG
This is a messenger RNA of Euleptes europaea (tarantolino), 4044 nucleotides long. Its product is annotated as collagen alpha-1(I) chain-like. The record is from RefSeq and is a predicted model, not a curated record. Bases 1 to 4044 code for a protein of 1347 amino acids. The transcript has 8 exons. NCBI's taxonomy places the organism in Eukaryota, Metazoa, Chordata, Lepidosauria, Squamata, Sphaerodactylidae.